Molecule: messenger RNA, 2594 nt
Organism: Microplitis mediator
Lineage: Eukaryota; Metazoa; Arthropoda; Insecta; Hymenoptera; Braconidae
Exons: 5
Coding region: 645-1661 (338 amino acids)
Source: RefSeq, a predicted model, not a curated record
UAGCUAUCCAUCCACUAUUCUGUGCACUGGGACAAUUUCUUGCUCUACUUAUACUGUAUCAAGUAUUAAAUUAUUUGACCUUUGCAUCCAACAAGUAACAUCCCCACCACUAGGGAAUUCCCUCGGUCCCACCACCCGGACGGAGAAACCCUGGCGCCAAGGGCCGCAGGGUGGGGGCUAGAUAUGUCUCGCAGGAUCCUGUCCCUACUACUAAUGUUAAAUGCCCAUAAGAAGGGCGAUUUAAAAAGAAAAAUGGUUUCUUGUUUUCGAAAUUGGAGACAAACUAGAUAAUAGAUAUACUCGGAUUUGAUUAUAUGACUGAAGAUAAAAAGAUAAUUUUAUCACAUAAAAUUGAAACAAUUAUCUAAUGCAUUUCAUUAUGUUAUCAACAUAUUCAUCUGUCAGCAGUAUCAACAUUACCAUACAAUGGAAAAAAUACUUUUGAUAUUCAUGAAGUUAUAGCAACUGUACACAUUAUUACUCGGUCCAUUCAAACGAUAAAAUAUAAAAAUGAAGAAAAGUAACGAACAGACUGAAAAAAAACUAACGUAAAUAUUAAGAAAUUAAAAAUAACCUGAAGCCACAAGUAUGAAUAGAAAGUGGAUAGUUGUCAUCAAUUGUUCUAAGAUAUUCAAGUAGAAAUAAUGUCAGAAAUAGAACAUCAAUCGGUUUCACCGGUACCUUCGCAACCAGUAACGACUCUAACUAUUCAACCAUCAGCGUAUCGUAUACUACGUUCACCAAGUCACGAAAGUGUCACAACCGACUUAUCACUAUUUAGCGUUUCGUCAAUAACGAGUAAUAUUAAAAGUAGUAAUCGAAUAACUGCUUUGAAAUCAUUCAGUGAUAUACAUCUGUCUGACCGUAGAUCAUCACCAAAUCCCGAUGCUCGUGAUAGUGAAAAGAACAGGCCAGCAGACAUUCCUGAAAUUUUAUGGUUUGAAGAAGAAACUGAAUUAAUACGUAGUUGUGCUGCACUUUCAUCAGCUCUUGGCCUUUCAAAGAGUUUUAGUACCAGUGACGUAUCACAGUUACCCAGUCCAGAAGUAUCUUGUCCACAGGUAUUACGGCUUGCGGUUUCAGCUCUCGCUUUAAACUCCGCGCAUUGCGAUAGAUUUUUGAUAGAGCAGGCUCACCUUGAUCAUGCAUCAAGAUCUUGUAGCACUUGGGUAGCCGUUGGUGAUAUUGCCGGUACAUCACAAUUACCGAGUCCACAUGGAGGCACUUCUCAACAAAUCUCAGCAUCACUACAUCCGCAACCUAUACCCUUCACAGCUGCUGAUCUUGUGAGGUCUGUUAAUAAAAAAGUUCGUCAAAAUUAUAUCCGACGGAGGCUAUUAACAACUUAUCGUGCUCUUGAACGACUUUCACAGAGUGAAUUCAAUUUAGACAGACUAGAAGCCGUCGCAUCGGCUGCACAAACCACAUCAGGUGUAACUCUCGUAGUACCUGCUACUGGUUCGAACAUAGAUAGGUCAACAAUACUCAGUGGUAAGACUAGUGAUCAUCCACUUACAGUGAGUGACGUUGAACGUGAAAGUGGUAAGCAAUUGACAAAAUAUGAGAGAAAUAUGAUGAUAUUCAAUUGGUUACACAACCUAGAUGACAAUCCGGAUGAAAACCUUUCGACCGCAAGUGAAAUCAAAGUGCUGAAUGAUUAGUUAGUUCUAUUUUGUAUUUAUAUUGUGUAUAAUAUUUGUACAAAGAAUUGAUGUUUCUGAUAAAUAUGAAAUUUGUUUAGAAAUAUCUAUAUAUAUAUCUAUAUAUAUAUAUAUUAGGGUGGCCCAAAAAAACCGUCUAUUUUUUUUCCGAGUCUCUAAUAACAAUUUGUUGGUUUAAGAUGUUUUAAGACGCCUCUCCAAAAAUCAGCUCGAUAAAAAAUUUUUAAGAGAUCGCUCACGAAUUUUGAAAAUAUCAAAAAUGAUCGAAAUUCGGAUUUCUUGUUCUAAAUUUCUUCUUUCUCGUGGCAGCUAUAGUUUAUAUUUAUGAAAUCAUGACUACCCUGAAAAUUUCAGCUCAAUAUUCAAAUAUUUAAACGACGCUCAAGAAUUUUGAAUAUUAACUGAUAAUAUGUAACUAAUACUUUGAAUUAGUUGUUGUAUUUUUUUAUAACUCAAUUACUGUCAUUUCACUUAAAUAUAACUUUUGCAAAACCGAAAAUAUACAGGACAGUUUUAAACAAUAAAAUUUGGUAAGUUUUGAAUAAGCAAAAAAACCUAAAAAUUGAAUUAAAAAAUAAAAAAGUAUGUAAAUAAUUUAUUAUUUCUAUUCCUCGGGUUGUAUGUUUAUUCAUUAUGAUACAAAUUGAUGGUGAAAAAAUUGAGAAGGUUUAUUAUUAAUAUUCAAGGGUCGCUCGAAAACGUCCAAGAGACAGUACUCGGAAACAUUCAGAAUUCUUGAGCGACGUUUAAAUAUUUUAAUUUUGAGCUGAAAUUUGCAGGGUAGUCAUGAUUUCAUAAAUAUAAACUAUAGCUGCCACGAGAAAGAAGAAAUUUAGAACAAAAAAAUCCUAAUUUCGAUCAAUUUUGAUAUUUUCAAAAUUCGUGAGCGACCUCUUGAAAUUGUUUUAUCGAGCUGAUGUUUGGAGAGGCGUC